This is a messenger RNA of Magnolia sinica, 1722 nucleotides long. Its product is annotated as protein DETOXIFICATION 33-like. Gene Ontology annotation, molecular function: antiporter activity; xenobiotic transmembrane transporter activity. The transcript has 4 exons. Bases 1070 to 1684 code for a protein of 204 amino acids. Lineage: Eukaryota; Viridiplantae; Streptophyta; Magnoliopsida; Magnoliales; Magnoliaceae. The record is from RefSeq and is a predicted model, not a curated record. Gene Ontology annotation, biological process: transmembrane transport. Gene Ontology annotation, cellular component: membrane.
UUAUUAUUAUUAUUUUUUUCUAUUACUUUUUUAUGGUUGGGAGCUCUAAGAGCUUGUCGUUGCCAUUAAUGGCUGCCGCAAGCUCGACGGCAAUGACGGUUGCCAGUAUGAUAUGUAAACAGGGGUGUCUCUUUUUCAGCAUGGACAACCAGAUUCCAUGGCUGUGAUUUUUUGAUAGUGUAUGGCCACCGAAAAAUCCUUAAAUCAGUAAUGGGUUUAAAAUCCUAUCAAGCCUUCCACAAGUACACGUGAAAUGAUAUGGAAACUAGCAGAAGAGGGAAUGAAUGUAGCAUGACUAAACACGUCCCAUUAGGAUCCUUUAGAAAAGAAAGAAAAAGAAAAAGAAAAGAAAAGAAAAAGAAAGAAUGCAAAAAAGACAAUGGUGUCUCAUUUGCUGACCAUCUUGGGUAGAGUUAAAGGCCUCUUUCAUGGAUGAAUGUUGUUCCCAUUAAAAUUUGUUUGUUUUCCCUUCCUCCUUUGUCAACAGUUUAAUCACUUCUUCCCCACCUUCUUUGCUAUAUAAGUUGUUUCUGAUAGAGUCCCAUUACAUUUUGCAGAUUUAUGUAAUGUCUAUUACAAUUCGUAUUGUGGUAAGUAAUUUGAUAGAAAUAUAUCAAGCUUAAUCAUGUAAAUGUCAUAUGGAUGUACCUGCAGGCUGCAGUUAGUACUACCAAGCCUGCUCCUGAGGUUGCUUUUUUAUAUGAGUUGAGCAUGUUGUGAUUCAUUUUUUAAACCAUCUAACUUAAUAUGCUUGGAUUCAUUUAAACAAGUGUUGGGUGGUCUUGUUUCCCUUAUAUAUGCACCUUUUUGUGGCAUUGCAGUUUCUCUUUUCAUGAUGUUCAUGUCAAUAUUCUCCACUUCCCUUUUAUGUAGGAUAAGAGUCCAAUUUAUGAGCCAAAGCACGAGAAGCAACUCAAAAGCCUUGGUAUGGUUUUUCAAAGGAAUUAGCUUCCUUAAUGCUAUUGGCCAAUAUAUUACUUGUUCUGACUUCGACACUGUCCCAUGCGUACUCAAACAGAAAGAGCCAUUAAGUAUGGAGCAUGGCUAGGAGUUCUGGUACUAUACUGCAAUGAUCCUUUUAGUGGGUUCCUUGAAAAAUAAGCCAGAAAUAGUUGUUGAUGUUAUCUCUAUCUAUAUGAACUUGGAGUUGUGGACACUGAUGGUUGCAAUCGGUUUCAAUGCAGCUGUCAGCGUGCAUGUCUCGAAUGAACUAGGGGCUGGCUGUCCAAAAGCGACAGAUUUUUCAGUAGUGGUGGUUGUUUCUAUGUCGGCAUUGUUUGGAAUUCUCUUCACAGCUGCAGUUCUCAUCGCCAGGAGCCACUUCCAAAAGCUGUUCACUAAUAAACCAGAGGUCAUAAGAGAAACAAUCAAGCUCGAGUAUCUUUUGGCGGCCACGAUUUUUCUCAACAGCAUUCAACCUAUUCUACAUGGUAACUUUUUUGGCAUGGCUCUAGAACUCAUUUCAGAAACAGAGCUCCAACAGAUGAGAUUAAGCAUUUAUGAAAUGUAUGAUCUUCAGCCCUUGAUAUGUUCAAAACAUUUAUCCAUAUCUAUGUGCAUUCUAUUUAUAAUGCCCAUAUACACAAACAAUUCUAAUACAUACACAUCACAGCUUAGCUCUCAUGCAUCCACAUGUUUGCAAGCAUGCAUAUACCAUGUAAACUCAACAAUCCCCCUUGACUGACAUAAUGAAUGAUUUGAUUAAUCUUUUGAUAUUGGAAA